UACAUUGUAUUCGUUUUUUGCUAAAUUUCAUCCUUUCACAAGUUCAGAGACUAACAAAUUAGACCCGCAUCUUCCUUUCUUCCAGAUCCAACACCACUCUUUCUGCUUGGAUAUUUCUGGGGACCUCUGGCCACAGCCGAACAGUAGACAGCUGGUAAUGGACUCGAGGCGGAUCCGGAAACAGCAGCCAUCUCCAGUUAGCAACCAUGACUCGGAGAGCGAAGCGUUGUGUCGAGCUGAGUCGGAGGAGAAGCCCAGUUUGGUCUUUCAGAGGCCAGCGGUCAUCCUGGCUACCUUCAUUCUGAUGCUCCUGCCGUUCAUCAUCGUCCUCUCCAAUCGAAGCCCAUCAUUGGAAUUUUUUUGUAAAGCUGGAAGAGUUGAAGGAACAGGGGGCUUUGAAGCAAAGGCAAAACAAGGUUCAAACAUCACAGAGGGCAAUUUCCCCCGGAAAAAUAUCACCAAAGAUAUACUUCUCGGCGGUCUGCUGGUUCCUGGGUUUGACGAAGGAUCCUGUCUUAGCAGAUACCAGUCUGUAUUGUAUCGCAAAGAAUCGCCCCACCUACCUUCUCCUCAUCUGUUAGAAAGAUUGAGGAAACAAGAAGCUCUCCAGAAAAAAUGUGGUCCAGACACCGAAUUGUACCGUCGAGCCAUCGAACAGCUGAAAUCUGGUAAUAGCGCUGAAAAUUUGGAGUGCAAUUAUGUGGUGGUGCUAUCAUACAGCGGCUUGGGGAACAGGAUGUUGACUCUUACUUCGGCAUUUCUGUAUGCUCUACUUACCAACAGGGUCCUACUUAUCGACAGAGGUGCCCACAUUUCCCAACUCUUUUGCGAACCAUUUCCCAAUACCACAUGGUUUCUACCUUCGGACUUCCCUAUCGACCACGUUAGCAGCAUGUACAAAGAUGACCCCCGGAGUUACGGAAAGAUGCUGAAAGAUAAGGUCAUUGGUCAUGAAGUCAAUGGUGCCACAAACGGGUCGCAGCUGCCACCCUAUGUCUACCUCCAUCUAAGCCAUGAUUACGGUGACUUCGAUAAGCUCUUUUACUGCGAAGAUGAUCAGCGGCUCCUUCAAAAGGUACCAUGGCUGCUGCUAAGAUCCAACCAAUACUUCGUGCCAACACUCUUUCUGAUCCCAGAAUAUGAACAAGAACUCAGUCGGCUGUUCCCUAAGAAAGAUACUGUUUUCCAUCACCUGGGGCGUUAUCUUUUCCACCCUACCAACCCGGUGUGGGGUCUGAUCGGCAGGUCUUAUCGGGCCUAUCUAGCCAAGGCUGAUGAAACAGUGGGCAUUCAGAUCAGAAUCUUUGACAAGAAGAACACUCUAUUUCAGCAUGUCUUAGAUCAGAUCCUAACAUGCUCUCUGGAGGAAAAGGUGCUACCAAACAUCAGUCUCCAGGAACCUGUGGCUUCCAGUGCUGAUGCAAAGUCGAAGGUUGUGCUUGUAACUUCUUUGGACUCUGCAUACUUUGAGAGGAUAAGGAACAUGUAUUGGGAGCACCCAACUGCAACUGGGGAGAUCAUUGGUGUCUAUCAGCCAAGCCAUGAAGGAUUCGAGCAGACGGGGAAGGAUAUGCAUGAGAUGAAAGCAUGGGCGGAGAUUUAUCUGCUGAGCUUGACUGAUACGUUGGUCUCGAGCUCCUGGUCUACUUUCGGGUAUGUGGCUCGAGGUCUUGGUGGUUUCAAGCCAUGGAUUGUCGCGUUUAAGACAUCAAACCAGAUGGCAAACCCUCGUUGUCGUCGAGCCAUGUCCAUGGAUCCUUGUUUCCAUUUUCCUCCAUUUCUCGAUUGCAAGGCGAGGGCAAGAUCAUCUGUCGACCAAGGGGCGCUAUUCCCGUAUCUGAGGCAUUGUGAAGACUCUGGGGGCCUCAAGCUGGUUGAUCCGGCCGAGCAGUAGCUGGGGCACAUCGACUUCUUGCAUUCGGACAGGGGACCAUUCAUCCCCGUAGACCAAGGCUGUGCACUAAAGUAUCGGCAGAGCACUCCGUGCUGAUCUGCCAUUGGUGAUUUUAGACUAUGAUCAAAUUUAUGUGGAAUGUAGAAUAAUAUCUUUUCAUUUCAUACGUGGAAUGUUGUAAGAAAGGUCAUUGACGAGAUUAUGCCCUCCUUCCCCUUGGAUAAAAAGAUGCCCCGUUUAUUGAAUAAUAAAAGAAUUAUUUUGUAAGUUUGCA
Molecule: messenger RNA, 2168 nt
Organism: Elaeis guineensis (African oil palm)
Lineage: Eukaryota; Viridiplantae; Streptophyta; Magnoliopsida; Arecales; Arecaceae
Product: galactoside 2-alpha-L-fucosyltransferase
Biological process (GO): cell wall biogenesis; xyloglucan biosynthetic process
Cellular component (GO): membrane; Golgi apparatus
Molecular function (GO): galactoside 2-alpha-L-fucosyltransferase activity
Source: RefSeq, a predicted model, not a curated record